UGGGGGCGGCGCGGAGAGCGGAGAGCGGCCCGGGUCCCUCCUGCGCCCGCGGCCCGGACGCGCGCCGGCGACCAGGAAGCGCCUGCACGGCGCGGGGCGGCCGGCAUGGCGGGAGCGGCGUGGGGGCCGCCGCGCGUGGACGGCUUCAUCCUCACCGAGCGCCUGGGCAGCGGCACGUACGCCACGGUGUACAAGGCCUACGCCAAGAAGGAUACUCGUGAGGUAGUAGCCAUAAAGUGUGUGGCCAAGAAAAGUCUGAACAAGGCAUCGGUGGAAAACCUCCUGACCGAGAUCGAGAUCCUGAAGGGCAUUCGACACCCCCACAUUGUGCAGCUGAAGGACUUCCAGUGGGACAGCGACAACAUCUACCUCAUCAUGGAGUUCUGUGCAGGGGGCGACCUGUCUCGCUUCAUCCAUACCCGCAGGAUUCUGCCUGAGAAGGUGGCUCGUGUCUUCAUGCAGCAAUUGGCCAGUGCCCUGCAGUUUCUGCAUGAACGGAAUAUCUCUCACCUGGAUCUGAAGCCACAGAACAUUCUGCUGAGCUCCUUGGAGAAGCCCCACCUGAAACUGGCAGACUUUGGCUUUGCCCAGCACAUGUCCCCAUGGGAUGAGAAGCACGUGCUCCGUGGCUCCCCUCUCUACAUGGCCCCCGAGAUGGUGUGUCAGCGACAGUACGACGCCCGCGUGGACCUCUGGUCCGUGGGGGUCAUCUUAUAUGAAGCCCUCUUCGGGCAGCCCCCCUUUGCCUCCAGGUCCUUCUCAGAGCUGGAGGAGAAGAUCCGCAGCAGCCGGGUCGUCGAGCUCCCCCUGCGGCCCUUGCUGUCCCAAGACUGCCGGGACCUGCUGCAGCGGCUCCUGGAGCGGGACCCCAGCCGUCGCAUCUCCUUCGAGGACUUCUUUGCCCACCCCUGGGUGGAUCUGGAGCACAUGCCCAGUGGGGAGAGCCUGGCACAAGCAACCGCCCUGGUGGUGCAGGCUGUGAAGAAGGACCAGGAGGGGGACGCGGCGGCCGCUUUGUCCCUCUACUGCAAGGCUCUGGACUUCUUCGUGCCCGCCCUGCACUAUGAAGUGGAUGCCCAGCGGAAGGAGGCGAUUAAGGCAAAGGUGGGGCAGUAUGUGUCCCGGGCUGAGGAGCUCAAGGCCAUCGUCUCCUCCUCCAAUCGGGCCCUGCUCAGGCAGGGGACCUCUGCGCGAGACCUGCUCAGAGAGAUGGCCCGGGACAAGCCACGCCUCUCAGCUGCCCUGGAAGUGGCUUCGGCUGCCAUGGCCAAGGAGGAGGAAGCUGGUGGGGAGCAGGACGCCCUGGACCUAUACCAGCACAGCCUGGGGGAGCUGCUGCUGCUGCUGGCAGCGGAGCCCUCAGGUCGGAGGCGGGAGCUGCUUCAUACCGAGGUGCAGAGCCUCAUGGCCCGGGCUGAAUGCCUGAAGGAGCAGGUCAAGAUGCGGGAGUCUCGCUGGGAGGCAGAGACCAUGGACAGAGAGGGGCUGUCAGAGUCUGUUCGUAGCUCGUGUACCCUCCAGUGACCCCAGAGGACAGCAGGACAGACCACGAGCCACCUGGAGUGGAGGGGUGACCAACCCAGGCUGAUGCCCCAAAUUAAGUGGCCCUCUGCAACCCUGGGGAGCAGGCUUCCUGGAUGGACAGCUCUGGGACCCCCACGUCCCGAGUCCCCAGCCUCCCUCGGGUUACUGUGCGCCUCACAGAGGGACUGACCGCCCAUGCCAUGUGCUGGGAGCCCUGGGCCUGGCCCCAGGGCCAGGGGCAGGACUCUGGGAGAACAGUGUUUCAUGAGGCCUUCCUUCCUUGGUGGUUGCUGGUCCCGUGCCUGUUGAUUGCGGGCAUGAAGCCGUCUAUCACUUUUUGCUCUGAGAAGAGGGCAAGGGCCCCUGCAGGGCACGCCUGCUCUUGCCCUCUCCCGGCCAGCAGGCACCCGGGCCCUGGGCCCAACCCUUUCUAGGAGCCCUUAUUCCAACUCACCUCCCUCCUUGCACUGGAAUGGGACAUUCCAAGACUCCUCAGGGACCACCCAGCUCACAGUAUGUACCCAGCCCCACAGAACUCGCCAGUCUUCUGCGAGCUCACAUCUGCCCACCAUCUCAGUACUCUAACUUAAUCCUUCAAGCAUGACCGGAAUACCCUUUCUAGGGGUAGGGCAAAUUUGGGAAGCCCAGCCUUGUUCCUGCCCUGGCCUGGGGAAUACAGGGGAGGGGUCCUCAGUCCUCAUCCCUCCCACCUCCAUCCCUCUCUGGGAACACACGGACCUAGCUGAAGAGCGGCCUUGUGCUGGAGUUGGGCCCGGGAGGGGAGGCUUGGGGACUGCCAUCAGGCUGCAGGGGCCCCAGUCCAGGAUACCCAGUUCUAGGCCUGACACUGUCACCACCCCAGUGUGUGAUCCUGGGCAAGCCCCUUCCCCUUUCUGGGCCUGGGCCUCCCGUCUCUGCGUGGGGGCUGCUGUAGCCCACAGCCCACAGCAGGGCGCUUCAGAGGACAGAGCGAAUUGAACCUGGAGGAGAAUGCACACGCCUGCAGUUACUUGAGGGUGUCUUUCCAAUAAUCAGAGAGGGUGUUGGUGAUUUCUAACCCUUCUGUCCUUAAAUGCCUCCCUACAAGGA
Messenger RNA from Propithecus coquereli (Coquerel's sifaka), 2613 nucleotides. RefSeq names its product unc-51 like kinase 3 (gene ULK3). Gene Ontology annotation, molecular function: protein serine/threonine kinase activity; ATP binding. The transcript is spliced from 16 exons. The coding region runs from base 106 to 1524 and encodes 472 amino acids. The record is from RefSeq and is a predicted model, not a curated record. NCBI's taxonomy places the organism in Eukaryota, Metazoa, Chordata, Mammalia, Primates, Indriidae. Gene Ontology annotation, biological process: peptidyl-serine phosphorylation; autophagosome organization; autophagy. Gene Ontology annotation, cellular component: cytoplasm; autophagosome.